GGUGACGCUGCGCAGAGCCUCCUCCUCCUCCUCCUCCUCCUCCACCCCCUGCAGCUGCUCUCCUCGUUCCCGUCGUUCUCCUGCAGCUCCUCACUUCUUCUCUGCAGCUUCAGCAGCUCCUCAUCCCUCAGCUCACAGUAAGAACCUUCUCCUCAUCCUCAGACAUGUCCACUAAGGUCGCGGUGGUGACGGGCAGUAACAAGGGCAUCGGCCUGGCCAUUGUCCGAGCGCUCUGUAAACAGUACCAAGGAGUCGUGUACCUCAUGUCCAGAGACGAGGGGCGUGGCCAGGAGGCCGUGGCGUCUAUGGCCUCGGAGGGACUGAAGCCCAUGUUCCACCAGCUGGACAUCAACGACCUGAGCAGCAUCACCACCGCCGCCGCCUACUUCAAGGACAAGUACGGAGGAGUGGACGUCCUCGUCAACAACGCUGGCAUCGCAUUCAAAGGGGCUGACAAGACUCCAUUCGACGUCCAGGCGGAGGUCACGAUGAAGACAAACUUCUUCGCCACCAGAGACAUGUUGACUCACUUCCUGCCGAUCGUCAAAGCCGGAGGCCGUGUGGUGAACGUCUCCAGCUUCGUCGGCCAGCGCGCCCUGACCCAGUGCAGCCCGGAGCUCCAGAAGCGUUUCCGCAGCGAGGACAUCACUGAGGACGAGCUGGUGGGACUGAUGCAGCAGUUCGUGGACGCCACCAAGAAGAACGAGCACAAGCAGGGCGGCUGGCCUGAGACGGCGUACGGCCUGUCCAAGACCGGCCUGACGACUCUGACCAUGAUCCUGGCUCGUCAGCUGACCAAGGAGAGACAGAGCGACAAGAUCUUGCUGAAUGCCUGCUGUCCAGGAUGGGUGCGCACCGACAUGGCUGGAGAUAAAGCCCCAAAGUCACCAGAGGAGGGCGCUAUCACUCCGGUGUACCUGGCCCUGCUGCCGGCCGGAGCCACUGAUCCUCAUGGGAAGUUUGUCUCUGAUAAGGAGGUUCAGGCCUGGUGAGGGGGUUCAGCGAGUGUGUGGGUGUGUGUUGGGUUUGAUUCCCACAGUGACGGUGCAUUCUUUUUUGUUUCACUUUGCCUUUUGAAAUUCAAUUUGUUUUCCUAAAAAAUAUUUUCUACAUGUAAAAGAGAAUAAUGUGCUUUAACCAGGAAAAAAAACUAAAAUGUUGUGAAAACAAUAAAAAUAUUUUUUGGCAAAAA
Molecule: messenger RNA, 1192 nt
Organism: Pleuronectes platessa (European plaice)
Lineage: Eukaryota; Metazoa; Chordata; Actinopteri; Pleuronectiformes; Pleuronectidae
Gene: cbr1
Product: carbonyl reductase 1
Exons: 7
Coding region: 165-992 (275 amino acids)
Molecular function (GO): carbonyl reductase (NADPH) activity
Source: RefSeq, a predicted model, not a curated record